Messenger RNA from Danaus chrysippus (African queen), 2733 nucleotides. Lineage: Eukaryota; Metazoa; Arthropoda; Insecta; Lepidoptera; Nymphalidae. The record is from the annotation of a GenBank genome assembly.
AUGUUCUUGAAAAUUUUUGUAUUAGUGACGGUGAUUAUAAAAUGUGUCGCCACACAGCAGCCGGUCAUUGGAGGUUUAUUUUACAGCGAUGACGAGGACCUACAAAUGGCGCUCACUGUGAGUGCUAAAAUGUCUAACUUCACCACAUCAAUACGUACUGUGUCUAAAAGGGGAGAGAUGAUUGAAAUAUCAAAUCAUAUAUGUUCCCUUGUUGAAGAAGGAAUAUUUGCCAUUAUUGAAGGUCUUGGUGGAAAGGCGACAGAAUUAGUUCAAUCUCUGUGCGAUAUUCUGGAAAUACCUCUCCUUGUUUUAGAAGAUAAUGACUAUUUCGCUAGAACCUGGUCCCUAGUGAAUUUGUUUCCGAGCCCCGUUGCUUUCAAUAUGGCUCUAGAAAAUUUGAUUUUAAUGAAGAAUUGGAGGAACUUUACUAUUCUGUACGUCAAAGGCCACAGUCUAGCAAAAGUGCACAGUUUAAUGAAAAUGGGUUAUCCUACUGACAAAUUUACUGUUACGAUUAGAGAACUAAAUGGCACAGAUUAUAGGGACACUUUAAUAAGCUGUAGAAAAAGCGGCCAAGUAAACUUCGUCGUGGACUGUCCAUCAUCAAACCUGGAGCAAAUUCUUCAGCAGGCACAACAAGUUGGUCUAAUGGCGGACGAGCAUUCAUACAUAUUUGUGUCCCCGGAUUUGUUCACUAUCAAUUUAGAUCGCUACAGAUAUGGCGGGGUCAAUAUGACUGGUUUUAGACUCAUUGAUUUGUCAAAAAAUGAGUUUCUAUGGGAUUACGUGACGAAUUAUAACGCGGAGUCCGGUUUUAACGUCGAGCCAUAUGAACUAAAGGCCAAAACAAUUCUCAUCCGUGAUGCGAUCCUCAUUCUCUCUGAUGCCUUAUCAAAACUCAAUCAGAACAAUUUAUUUCCAAGACUUGAAUCGCAAAGUCUUAGCUGCGAAAAAUACGACUCCUGGCAGUUUGGGUCCACCUUGAUCAACUUUAUGAAGACGAAUAAAAUAGAAGGUGUCACGAGAACUUUAAUAUUUGACGGUUUCGGACAAAGAAACGACGUUAUUAUGGAUAUAUUAGAGCUAACGCCGGCUGGAAAUCAAACAAUUGGUAAUUGGAGUAGUGAGGGGCUUAUUCUCGACAGACCGUUUGUGCCGGCAGCUGAAAUAGUCGAGGAAACGAUAAUGAGAAAUAAAACGUUCAAAAUUCUUAUAUCUACGACUGCUCCCUACGGUUAUAUUAAGGAUUCAGAUAAAAGAUUGGAAGGUAAUGACAGAUAUGAAGGGUUCACAAUAGAUUUGAUAGAGAAACUCUCUGAAAUGUUGGGUUUCAACUAUGAAUUUGAAAUUGAAAAUGACUACGGUACCAUCGAUGCUGUUACACAUAAGUGGACAGGGAUGGUACUCAAGCUUAGAGAAGAGAAAGCCGAUUUCGCGAUUUGUGAUUUUACAAUAACAGCGGAGAGACAAAGCGGAAUUGACUUUUCAACUCCUUUUAUGACUCUCGGCAUUGGUAUACUUUACAAACAACCAAGUAAACAACCACCAGAAAUGUUUUCCUUUAUGGCCGUAUUUUCUAAAGAGGUCUGGUACUAUAUGAUGCUGGUUCAAGCUGGGCUUGGAGUCAUCAUGAUAUUCGUGGGCCGCAUAUCACACAAAGAAUGGCAGAACCCGGUUCCAUGUAUAGAGCAGCCAGAGGAAUUAAGCAACCAGUUCAGCUUUGCUAACUCGGUGUGGCUUAUCAUUGGAUCGGUUAUGCAACAGGGCACAGAAAUUGCACCCAUAGCUUUAGCACCUCGAAUAAUAACAAGUGUGUGGUGGUUUUUUACGAUGGUCAUGGUGGCUUCUUACGUGGGAACCUUGGUCGCCUUCCUUACUGUGGAGAAGAAUGUUCUUCCUUUUACAACAGUUGAAGAAUUACAUGCCCACAAGUCGAUAUCAUACGGAUGUAAAAGCAAAGGUUCUACAAAACAAUUCUUUCAGACCUCGUCAAAUCCGAUGUAUCAAGAUAUGUAUGCAAAAAUGAAAGCUAAAAAUUGGCUCGUUUCCGAUAAUAAUAUUGGAGUUGAACUGGCUGAAAACUCGACGUAUGCAUUUUUUAUGGAAUCAACAUCUAUAGAGUAUUACAAGGAGAGGCAUUGUGAUUUACUUCAAGUCGGAGGACUUCUUGACUCAAAAAGUUAUGGCAUCGGAAUGAAAAAAGGAUCAAAAUACAAAAAACACAUUGACGAUGCAUUACUUCAGCUUAAAGAGAGGGGUGAAAUACAAAAGCUUAAAGAUAUUUGGUGGAAAGAAAAACACGACGGAGGAAAGUGUGGGACAAAGAGAGAUGAAGAUCCUAAGCAAUUAGGUAUGAAGAAUAUGUUGGGAGCAUUCGUAGUGCUCGGUGUGGGUUCAUUAAUUGGUGUAUUUGUAUCGACCCUGGAUAUGCUGUGGGGAGUUUUCAAACGUUCUGUCAAAUAUAAUACAACAUUUAAAUAUGAAUUAAUUGAAGAGCUUAAGUUUGCUCUUACUUUUAAUGGAGAUAUAAAACCAGUGAAACGUCCAACUAAAGAAAACGACGGCAGCUUCGAAGCACUCGCGGAAUUGGAAGCGAAGGAUGAGAUCAAAUCCCUUCACUCUAUCAAAUCUGGAAGGUCCACUGACACUCAUCGAACACAUCACUCGCACGGAUCAAAACAUUCAUCCGGUGGUUUGAGUGUGGCUUUUGCUAGACGACGGGAAUAUACUUAA